Rhizophagus irregularis DAOM 181602=DAOM 197198 is the source of this 2106-nucleotide messenger RNA. The record is from RefSeq and is a predicted model, not a curated record. Lineage: Eukaryota; Fungi; Glomeromycota; Glomeromycetes; Glomerales; Glomeraceae.
AUGGCAGAUACGGAAGUUAAUAUAUACGCUGAUUCGCGGACCUAUUACAGCACUGAUGAGGUAACAAAACCUCGUAAAUUCUUGAUAGAUGUGGAGGAAACUAAGCGUCAAAUCCUAGAACAAGAAGAUACUGAUGGAGAUAAUCAGAUCACUAUUCACGAUAUGGGCCCUAAAACUUUACCUGUUGGUACUCUUGAUUCAGGUGGUCAUAGAAAAUAUGAGAUUAGAGGUACUUAUAUGAUUAGUAAUCUUUUACAAGAAUUGGCUCUAGCAGAAGAACAUGGACGUAAACAUAUAAUUUUGGAUGAAGCUCGGCUAAAUGAGAAUCCGGUUAAACGUUUAUCUCGUAUGAUUAAAACCAAUUUCUGGGAUGGUUUGACAAGAAGAAUAGAUGCUGAAGGAUUGGAAAUAAUUUGUGCGGAUCCUAAAAACAGAACAGCUGAUCAUUCACCUCGUAUUUACAUUCCUUAUAACGAGGAUGAACAAUAUCAUUAUUAUACUAAUUUAGCUGAAACUCGACCACAUUUGAAUUUACAAGUUGAAAAACUACCAAAAGAAAUCACUCCGGAAUAUGUUAAAAGUAUUAAUGAUCGACCUGGAAUUCUUGCUUUAGCCAUGCAAAAACAUGUUGAUAUUCAAGGAAAUAUUACUUUAAAAGGUGUACCAUUCAUUGUACCUGGAGGUCGUUUUAAUGAAAUGUAUGGUUGGGAUUCUUAUUUUGAAACUCUUGGUUUAGUUUUAGAUAAUAGAGUAGAAAUGGCAAAAGGAAUGGUAGAUAAUUUUGUUUAUCAAAUAACACAUUAUGGGAAGAUAUUAAAUGCGAAUAGAAGUUAUUAUCUUACCCGAUCUCAACCACCUUUCCUUACUGACAUGGCUAUUAAAGUAUAUGAACAUUUAACCGAAGAACCGGAAGAAAAAAAAAAAUGGCUAGAAAUUACAAUUCGUGCUGCCAUUAAAGAAUAUUAUACAAUUUGGAUGAGCCCUCCACGUUAUGAUCCUAUAACCGGUCUUAGUAGAUUUUAUCCAACUGGACUUGGUAUUCCACCGGAAACUGAAGCAAGUCACUUUGACCAUGUGAUUUUACCUUACGCAAAAAAAUUAGGACUUUCUAUUAAAGAAUAUGUAGCAAAAUAUCAAUCCCUGGAAAUUAGUGAACCUGGCUUAGAUGAAUACUUUUUACAUGAUCGUGCAGUUCGUGAAUCUGGUCAUGAUACUACUUAUCGUUUUGAAAAGAGGUGUGCACAUCUUGCCACUAUUGAUCUUAAUAGUUUGCUUUAUAAGUAUGAAGUUGAUAUUAGUGAAAUUAUUAGAUUAAUCUUUAAUAAUCAAUUCGAAUAUAAUGGAAUUAUUGAAACUAGUUCUACUUGGUCUGAAAGAGCUUUGUUACGUAAAAAGAGAAUUGAUAAAUAUUUAUGGAACGAAGAGAAAAGUUUAUAUUAUGAUUAUGACACCUCUAAAAAAGAACAAUCAGUUUAUGAAUCUGUUACUGCAUAUUGGGCACUUUGGGCCGGUUGUGCCAGUCACGAACAAGCUGAAAAUUUGGUAAAAAUAUCUCUCCCUAAAUUUGAAGUUCUUGGUGGACUUGUAAGUGGAACGGAAGAAUCUCGUGGAACAAUUGCACUUGAUCGUCCAAAUCGUCAAUGGGAUUACCCUUUUGGAUGGGCACCUCAUCAAAUUAUGGCAUGGCGUGGUCUUGAGAAUUAUGGAUAUAUGACAGAAGCACGUCGUUUAGCAUAUCGUUGGCUUUUUACAAUAACAAAAUCUUUUGUCGAUUUCAAUGGAGUAGUUCCUGAAAAAUACGAUGUUGUUACUUUAAAUCAUUUGCUUAAAGUGGAAUAUGGUAAUGUAGGUACAGAUUUCAAGUUUGUGCCUCGUGAGGGUUUCGGUUGGAUGAACGCUUCAUAUCAAGUUGGAUUGUCUUAUCUUACACAUCAUAUGGAGAGGGCUUUAGGAACUUGCACAAGCCCUGAAGUAUUUUUCAAGAAUAGAGAAGUCAAAUUACCUCCCAUGGAAUAUAAGGGAAGCAUAGACCUAGAAGAAAGUAAAAAUCAUGAGGAAAGCAAAAACCACGAAGAAAGCAAGAAUCAAGAAGAAAGCAAGUUUUGA